GUCAUCGCCAGUUCUUGACAAUACAUAGGACCGGUCGUGCGGGGCGCGACGGGCGGGGCAGGCCGGGACGGGUGCGCCGCUCCACUCUGCAGGGUUUGUGCGAUUCACACCGUACGCGACCCACUCAGUACGACAGUUGUUCGCUGCCUGCGCGGCGCGCGCGCCUCAUCCCGUUUCCGAUUCGACGACAUUCCUUAACUUACAAUAUAUCUAGUCAAAAUGAAGUUUAGUGUUUUCUGUGAUACUAACUGGAAGUGUUUGUGCGAUAAACGAAAAAGUGGAUUAGCUCUGUAACGACACGCUACGGUUCAAAGAACAAUGCUGUGGGAAAAAAUAACGUUCAGCUGGCAUCGGCAGUCGUUCCCAGCUACCUACCGAACGUCUCUCCCCCCGCGGGCCGGGUGCCGGGUUCAAUGCGCCUCUCUGCGUUUAUUCAUCGCUUGUGGGAAAAGUUGACCCCCGUUUGAAAAAUAUUGUUAACGAAUUCACACGAUUCCUGUUCUUUUGAUGCGUGUCUAAGAUGAAUGGGUCAUCAGCUCGCUUGUGCCUGGAUCAUUAUGAGAUCACUUCCUAGACACCUGCAACUGAGUACUUCUAUCCUAAAGUGAUAAUUUAAUUUCUGUUUACUUGCAGAGGUGUCUUCAACAAUUAACUAAGUCCAAUAACUUUUUAUACGCAAGCCGUCAAGGUUGCACCAUUCCUCAGAUCGAGUUGUUUGUUUUGAGCUUUGCUGUGUUUGUCGAGUUUCGAGUUCGUCGAAAUUGUUAUCUUGUAGUGCCACGAAUUGCGUACCUGUACCUAUAUCAGAAUCAGAAGUGAUUUACUUCAUUAUUAGAUAACUUGUUUUUGGGGAACACGGAGAUGAAACGUGUCGGAUUUGCCGUUAAAAUUUAAAUUGCAUUAACUAGAUUCCGGAGGCCAUGGAUAUAGUGCGGCGCGUGAACAGUGCAAAAACUUCGCAUAGGUAGUGCCGCUAAGUGAAUUAGUGGAUAUGUGCUAGUGCUGUGUAGUGUCUAGUGUACCUAUUUGGAUUUCGCUGUAUUGUCCUCAACAUGGGGAACCAAGGCUCGUCAGCUCACGAGCCUUUCGACCGAGCUCAAACGCAGAACGCCACCGACUUGAAAAUGAAAUCGUCAGUGCGCAGUUCAUUGCGGCGGGCGCGCGCCGGCGGCGCCCUCUCGCCGCCCCGCGCCGGCAUGGAGCGCCUGCGCCGGUCCUUCCGGGAGUCCUUCCGGCGGCGCAAGGGCUCGCCGCCCGAGUCGGCGCGCCCGCACCAAUGGCACGCCGACGAGGCGGCCGUGCGCGCCGGCACCUGCACCUUCCCCGUCAAGUACCUGGGCUGCGUCGAGGUCUUCGAGUCACGGGGGAUGCAGGUCUGCGAGGAGGCGCUUAAGGUCUUACGGAAUUCGCGACGGCGGCCCGUGCGGGCAGUGCUGCACGUGAGCGGCGACGGGCUGCGCGUGGUCGACGAGGAGACCAAGGGGCUGAUGGUAGACCAAACCAUCGAGAAGGUCUCCUUCUGCGCGCCCGAUAGGAACCACGAGAGGGGAUUCAGCUACAUCUGCCGCGACGGCACGACGCGGCGCUGGAUGUGCCACGGGUUCCUCGCGUCGCGCGACUCGGGCGAGCGGCUGUCGCACGCGGUGGGCUGCGCGUUCGCGGCCUGCCUCGAGCGCAAGCAGCGCCGCGACAAGGAGUGCGCCGUGUCCAUGAGCAUCGACGCGGCCAGCCACGCCUUCACGAGGCAGGGCUCCUUUAGGAAAUCUACGAUGACGUCACGGCGCGCGUCGGAGGCGGACACGCCGCCGGUGCCGGCGCUGCCGUCUUGCGCGGCGCCGCUGUCGGCGCCGCCCGCGCAGGCCGCGCCGCGCCCCUCGCCGCACAACCCGUUCGCCGUCGAGCGGCCGCACGCCGCGCCGCACCUUCUGGAGCGGCAGGGCUCGUUUAGGGGAUUCGCGCAUCUCAAUAACAGUUCCCCAUUCAAGCGUCAGAUGUCGCUCCGCAUCAGCGAGUUGCCGUCCAACCUGGAGCGCACCCGCGCCGGCCUGGGCUCGCCGCCGCGCGCCGCGCCCGCCGCGCCGCCCGCGCCGGCGCACGCCGCCAGCCCCGCGCCGGACACCGUGCCAGAGCAGGGGUCGUAUGUUGGUCGGUUGCAGACGUGGUCGGCGGAGGGCGCGGACCCGGUGCUGGCGAUGUGCCAGCAGCUGUCGCUGGGGCUGCGCGCGCUGGCGGAGGAGCCGGUGCCGGCGGCGGCGGCGGUGGCGGUGGCGCCGGUGCCGCUGCCGGCGGGCGCGCCGGCGCCGGACGCGUGGCUGGGCCGCGUGGCGCGCGCAAGGCCGCCGCCGCUGACGGCCGCCACGCGCGCCAUGUCCUACGCCGGCGUCGCCAACACCAACCCCUUCCUCGCGCCCCAGCCCACGCCGAUGUAAAUG
Messenger RNA from Cydia amplana, 2432 nucleotides. RefSeq names its product protein numb (gene numb). The coding region runs from base 1053 to 2429 and encodes 458 amino acids. NCBI's taxonomy places the organism in Eukaryota, Metazoa, Arthropoda, Insecta, Lepidoptera, Tortricidae. The transcript is spliced from 7 exons. The record is from RefSeq and is a predicted model, not a curated record. Gene Ontology annotation, cellular component: cytoplasm.